AUGCCUUUUGCUUAAUAACAUUAUCCAUUUGAAAGAAAAGAGUUAUUCGAAACUAUCUUCCCAGCCGAUUUCAUUGCUGAAGGAUUAGACUAAACAAGAGGAUGGUUCUAUACAUUGAAUGUUAUUGCAACAGCCUUACGUGAUGACACUCCUUAUAAGAACUUGAUUGUCAAUGGAAUUGUGUUGAAUGAUAAAGGUGAAAAGAUGUCAAAAAGUAAAAAGAACUAUCCAGAUCCUGAAAUUGAAAUUAUUAAUCAAUUCGGAGCUGAUGCUAUGAGAUUGUACCUCAUUAAUAGUGGAUUGGUUAAGGCUCAAUCAUUGAAUUUCAGCAAGGAUGGCGUUUAAGAAGUUAUUAAGAAUGUAUUCUUGCCCUGGUACAACGCUUAUAGAUUUUUGAUCUAAAACUUGUAGAGAUAUGAAAGUGUUCUCGGCAAGUUUGAAUUUGAUGAAAAUGCCAUUACAAAAGGAGAUAAUACUAUGGAUAAAUGGAUUGUAUCAAGCAGUCAAACCUUGGUUGAAUUUGUUAGAAAUGAAAUGGAAGCCUAUAGACUUUACACUAUUGUUCCUAGAUUGAUUAGUUAUCUCGAUACAUUGACUAACUGGUAUGUUAGAUUGAAUAGAGGUAGAAUCAAGGGAGAUUAAGGAAAUCAAGAAUGGGUUGUUAGUUUAAAUGUUCUAUUUGAUGUUCUCUUAAAAAUCACUCUUUUGAUGUCACCAUACGUGCCAUUCAUUACAGAAUCAUUCUAUCAAAAUCUUAAGAAAUGUAUCCCAUAAGGCAAAAACAAUCAAGAAUCAAUCCAUUUCUUAUAAAUCCCUGAGGUCAGAAAGGAAUUGAUUGAUCCUAAAAUUGAAUCUCAAGUUGAAAAAAUGCAAAUAGUUGUUGAAUCUGCUAGAAAAUUAAGAGAAGCCCAUAAACUAAGUCUAAAAUAACCAGUCAAUAGUUUGACAAUCUUGGCAACAGAUGAAUAAUUACUUUAAAGUGUUCAAUUCUUAUCUAAGUAUAUUGAAGAAGAAAUCAAUACACCUUCUGUCUUAGUUGAAAAGAAUAUUGAUUAAUACAUUUAACUUAAGGCUGAACCUGACAAUAAAAUUUGUGGAUAAGAAUUGAAAGAUAAAUUUGGACCUGAUCUAAUUUAAUAAGUUCGUAACUUCACUUAAGAAUAGAUCCGUACACUCAAAUCUGAAGGUAAAUUACAACUCAAGGUGAAAGUCAAGAAAGAAAAGAAGGUGGAAGAAUAGGUUCAAUAAUAACCAGAUCCUAAAGCUAAAAAGGGUAAGAAGAAUGUGGAAUACAUUGAAGUAGAGUUGGAUUGCGAAUUAUUAUUAAAGCAUGUCAAAAUUACUGAUUAAUUCAACACUGAAAAGCAUAAGUAGUUAUUGUUUGCUACUGAAGAUGGAUUCUCUAUUAUUUUAGAUCCCUCAUAGACCCAAGAACUGAAGAAUCUUGGAUUGGCAAGAGAAUUCACAAAUAGAAUUUAAAAGUUAAGAAAGAAGCUUGGGUUUAUAAUUGGAGGAUAAAAUCCUUAUCUUCUAUCAAUUUGA
Paramecium tetraurelia is the source of this 1542-nucleotide messenger RNA. RefSeq lists its product as uncharacterized. Gene Ontology annotation, biological process: isoleucyl-tRNA aminoacylation. The record is from RefSeq and is a predicted model, not a curated record. The transcript has a single exon. Gene Ontology annotation, molecular function: ATP binding; tRNA binding; isoleucine-tRNA ligase activity. NCBI's taxonomy places the organism in Eukaryota, Ciliophora, Oligohymenophorea, Peniculida, Parameciidae.